UUGCUUGGCGAAGACAUGGCUGUGUUUUGUGGACCUUCAGGCAACAAAUUUUUGUUUUCAGGCCAAAACAAAUACGUAACUUCCUGGUGGCCAAAUUCCAUUAAAAAGGCUCUGAUGCAUCCUGACAAUAUCAACAAUUCUUCCCUGGAAGAGGCCACUAAAUUGCGUAGCUUUCUUCCGCCUUUUCUCAAGCCUGAAUCCCUUCAACAUUACAUACCUGUAAUGGAUUCAAUGGCGAGGGAACAUUUAGAGAAAGAAUGGUUUCCCUACAACGAUGUGAGGGUUUUUCCUCUCUCGAAAAAGUACACUUUCGCGUUGGCUUGUCGAUUGUUCAUUAGUGUUACAGAUCCUGAUCGUAUAGCCAAGUUCGCCGAGCCUUUUGCACUUGCCACUGCCGGACUCAUAUCAGUGCCUAUUGAUCUUCCAGGAACAACUUUCAAUAGUGCAGUGAAAGCGGGGAAAACGAUUAGGGAAGAGCUGACCUCCAUUAUUUUGAAGAGGAAGGUUGAGAUUGAAGAGAAGAAUAUUGCAGUGGCUACUGACUUGUUGAGUAGCAUGCUGAUUGAUGGAAUGACUGAGAUUGAAAUUUCUGACAAGAUCAUUGGAUUUUUCAUUGCAAGCCAUGAUACUACUAGUACUGCCAUAACAUUCAUCGUUAGCUAUCUCGCAGACUACCCAGAGAUCUACCAAAGAGUUUUUGAAGAACAAAUGGAGAUUUUCAAGUCAAAAGAGAAAGGAGAAUUGUUGAAUUGGGAUGAUGUAAAGAAGAUGAAAUACUCUUGGAGUGUGGCAUCUGAAGUAAUGAGGCUAGCACCACCUGCUAAUGGAUCUUUCAGAGAGUCCAUAAUUGACUUCAAUUAUGCUGGCUAUACAAUCCCUAAGGGAUGGAAGACAUUUUGGACAGUUCAUACUACACAUAAGAAUCCGAAAUAUUUCCCGGAUCCAGAGAAGUUUGAUCCUUCAAGAUUUGAAGGGAGUGGCCCUGCACCUUACACUUUUGUACCAUUUGGUGGAGGGCCUCGAAUGUGCCCUGGAAAAGAGUAUGCUCGAUUAGAAAUACUUGUUUUCAUGCAUAAUUUGGUCACAAAAAUCAAAUGGGAGAAAAUCAAUCCUAAUGAAAAGAUUUCCUACAUUCCAUCUCCCAUUCCAAUGGAAGGCCUUCCAAUUUCAAUCAAGAUCAUUUAA
This is a messenger RNA of Mangifera indica (mango), 1185 nucleotides long. RefSeq names its product beta-amyrin 6-beta-monooxygenase-like. Gene Ontology annotation, molecular function: monooxygenase activity; heme binding; oxidoreductase activity, acting on paired donors, with incorporation or reduction of molecular oxygen. Gene Ontology annotation, biological process: sterol metabolic process. Lineage: Eukaryota; Viridiplantae; Streptophyta; Magnoliopsida; Sapindales; Anacardiaceae. The transcript is spliced from 3 exons. The record is from RefSeq and is a predicted model, not a curated record. The coding region runs from base 16 to 1185 and encodes 389 amino acids.